This is a messenger RNA of Sclerotinia trifoliorum, 1838 nucleotides long. The record is from the annotation of a GenBank genome assembly. Lineage: Eukaryota; Fungi; Ascomycota; Leotiomycetes; Helotiales; Sclerotiniaceae.
GGAAGACCAAUUAUUUGGAAGGAAAGUAUAUGAUACCAAAAACUAAAACUGACGAUGCCAUAUAGCUACCCAUAGAGUUGGGAAGGGACUGAAAGUCGAAUGAGUCUACUGUGAUGUCUAUCGCUAAUGUUCAACAUGCUUUGAAAUAUAAUACGGGAAAAGGUAUAAGUCCUUAAUGGCAUCUCGUUUGGAUCGUGAAAUAUAAAUGAUUCGCUGUUUAUCACGACUUGUAAAAUCAUAUCCACGUCGUAGCUGAGAGGGAAGUUUACUCAACGCCUCCUUUUCCCAACAUUCUGCUGACUUUCAGACUGUGUGAUGCCACCGGGUAUGGGCAUAUAUGAGAGAACCUCCAAAGUGCUAUCGUAAGAUUAUCGGCUAGCCUUUUAUCCGGAACCUUGAGUUUCUCACCAGUCUGAGCUCCGCAUGGCAUACAUUUGUUUUAAUCUUUAUUUCCACCCUUCCAAGCUCAAUGUCCCUUCCCUUUUGCGUUCUUGAUAGCUUCAGACAGGAAGAUUUUAAGCGAGAGUAAGGUUAGGGUAACUAACCUUAACCCUGGGUGCGUACGCAAGGGAUAGUUAACUACUCCCUAUUAUAGAAUAAGGUUUUGAAUAUGUAAUUGGAUGAAUUGCAAAAGUAGAUUGAUGAGUUGAAGAUUUCUAAUCUAUUUUAGUUAAUUCUCUACUAGAAUAUAACAAAUAAUAAAUAACCUUAAUUCAAAUGGGCUUAAGGUACAAAGUACCUCGGUUUUAGACGGUAGACUUGCCGCUUUUGAUUUCCCAUUAGAUUGGACUGCUGAAAUUCUUGGCGAUACAACCUCACAAUUCCACUUACGCCCAUCUAAAACCUGCAAAGUAGGUACUCAACGUAUCGGGCAUCAAUCUUGCCUCACACUCACUCCUCAUUAUCUUUACUUAAGGCGUUGUCACUCAUUCUACCUCUUCAGAUUACACUACAUCGGACUCCUUCUCCAUCGGUAUGUCUUCAUCCUCAACCCCAAUAGCAAACCCCACGUGGGUGGACAAGAACACAAAUACCACCUUAUUCAUGUUUUCGGCCUUGUUCAUCCUGAUCUGGCCCGGAAUCCAAGGGACAAGAUCUUCCAAUCGAGGUAAUACAACAAGCCGAAAAAUCCAAACAACUGGUGUUCGUGUUCCUUACUUUCGGGACCCUUAGCUACUCUGUUUCCGGCCCGAGACCGCUCUACACCCGAACGCCUCUACCAAUAUCCUCACGACUCAAGUGUCACGAACUCUGACACCAAAAGCAAUCAAUCUAAUCUACUUUAUACUACCUUACGUGUGCACGUUCGACAGGUACAUACAAUCAUAAGCCUCAGUACACCUUGCACCGCCCUUUUUCGUUUGUACUUCUAGUUCCUAUCCGCCAUUAUCCGAGACUUAAAAUUAAUACCGACAUGGCAUUUAUUAUCGAACUUUGGAAAUACCUUAAAAGAGAUUAAUGCGGGGAUACACAAACAUGGGGAAAUGCUUAUUUCUCAUGUCGUGAUGCUUGGGAGCGUACAUUAUACUUCAAAAACAACCUUAAUUGCAUCCUAUGGGAUCAAUUACCGCAGUGUCGUCGACGAUCUUGUAGAUAUUUUUCGAUUCACCGCCCCUUCUCGUUGAAAAUUUCUGAAGUCGAUGUUUUCAAAGGCGGAUGGAGUUCACCCUUUUCAGAGCUCCCAUAAUGUUAUUUACUCAAGUUGGGUAUAGAAGGAGGAUUUCCUCGUGUAAUUCAAGGAGAUUUUUGGAAAGUAAGCACGCCCGUUGAAUCGAUAGUCAUUGGCCAAUCAUCUUUUAGGAUACCAAGGGGGGCUAAAAUAUUUGUUUGGAUGUUUU